Betta splendens (Siamese fighting fish) is the source of this 872-nucleotide messenger RNA. RefSeq names its product chemokine (C-X-C motif) ligand 19 (gene cxcl19). Gene Ontology annotation, biological process: neutrophil chemotaxis; chemokine-mediated signaling pathway; cellular response to lipopolysaccharide. Lineage: Eukaryota; Metazoa; Chordata; Actinopteri; Anabantiformes; Osphronemidae. The record is from RefSeq and is a predicted model, not a curated record. The transcript has 3 exons. Gene Ontology annotation, molecular function: CXCR chemokine receptor binding; chemokine activity. Gene Ontology annotation, cellular component: extracellular region. The coding region runs from base 106 to 411 and encodes 101 amino acids.
AUCAGAUUCUGUAUAAAUACUGGACGUCUGGUGCCUGAAAUCAGUCACAACAUCUGCGAGCUUUUAUUCUGAGUCCCAGAAACAGCAAGCGGCCACCAGAUCAAGAUGAAGCUGCUCAUCCUGUUCGUGCUCGGGACCUUGGUUGUCGUCAUUAAUGGUCUGCCACCAAUCAACAGGGUUCACUUCAACAACCACUGUCGGUGUCUGCACGUGGAGUCGAGGCUCAUCCCUCCGAACAGUCUGAAGAGCAUCAAGCUCGUCCCCAAAGGGUCGCACUGCCCAGAGAUAGAGGUCAUAGCUGGCCUGGUGAGCGGGGAGAGCAUCUGUCUGAACCCUCACUCCUCCUGGGUGAAAAAGCUGGUCAGCUUUGUCCUGAACGAGCAGGGGAAGGCACCCAAGGACCAAGCCUGAGUUGGGUGCAGAAUUACAAAAGCAUCUACUUAAUUCCUUUCCAUGCAACCAUGAGCCACAUCCUUUUACUUUAUUGCGCAACAUCAGCGUCUUCUCAGUGUAACUACUUUUAUUGCAUCAUCCUCCUUUGAGCUUUUCUAACUAACACUGACUCUGGAUUCUUUUUGUGAAGUGUUAUAAGAAAUGGGCAGACCAACGUGUCAUAACUUUGUAAAGAAUGCGACCAGUUGCUUGUGUGUAUGCAGAGAUUAAUGAAGACGUACUUGUAGUACUUGUGUGUUGUGGAGUUUGACUGUAUGACCCUUUGAAAGCAGAUAAUGUAGCAUGAAGAUAGUAAGUACCUCUUCACUAGAUUCCCUUUAGCAACAUGUUUAAUCAAGUUUAUUUCAGUUCUGCCAUUGAUUCACAACUUGUUGUAAAGAAUGAUGAAUAAAGGAUGAUUAAAGACAAAAUCAAACAGA